AUGGCUUCCAAACCAGUGUAUGGUAGUAUGCGAGGAAGGAGGUGCCAGUGGGGAGAGAUAGCGAUUCGAGCAGAGGCAGCAAUUAGGGCUGAGGUGGAGGUGGAAGAGGCAGAGGCGAAGGCAGAGGCAGAGGCAGAGGCAGAGGCAGAGGCGAAGGCAGAGGCAGAGGCAGAGGCAGAGGCAGAGGCAGAGGCGAAGGCAGAGGCAGAGGCAGAGGCGAAGGCGAAAGCGAAGGCAGAGGCUUCAUUGGGGUUCUGGAAGAAGGUAAAGGAAUGGGUAUGGUGCAGGAAUCAAAAGAGAACAUGUUGCGUGAGCGCAGGAAUCAAAACGGAACACAUUGAAGUUGCCCGGCAAGCGCAGGACUUGGGACAGAGCAUGUCACUCGGCGAGUGCAGGAAUCGAAACAGAGCGCGUCGUCCAAGCGCAGGAAUCAAAACAGAACGUGUUGCUCGAGUGUAG
Messenger RNA from Suillus fuscotomentosus, 459 nucleotides. RefSeq lists its product as uncharacterized. The coding region runs from base 1 to 459 and encodes 152 amino acids. The transcript has a single exon. Lineage: Eukaryota; Fungi; Basidiomycota; Agaricomycetes; Boletales; Suillaceae. The record is from RefSeq and is a predicted model, not a curated record.